AUUCAGGACUAGUUUGACAACAGAGCCUUGAGGCCAGUCCAGGUGGGCGGGAGCUUCCACAGAAAUCCAAUUACCGGAAAGAGGCUAGUCUAGGAUGGACCUUGAUUCUUGCUCACGCGGAGCAAGUUGGGCUUGGAACCAGCCCCUGGGGUUCAUCUGCUUACCCUAACCUGAAGUCAGAGAACAUCUAUUUUUCGGAUGGGAAACCCGCGAACUAUCCAGGAUUCUGCCGGGUGGGCCCCAUGGAAUCCAGUUGUGAGUCACCUCGGAGUGCCCAGGGAGCAGUACACAAAGCCGGCUAGCUCGAGAUGGAUGCCGGCCCGCGGUACCCUGCCUCCCGAAGCUGUGGUUAGCUUUGGUGAUUCAUUUCCCCUUCUGCUGCCCCAGAGGGGGCGCCGCCCUGGCCUGAGAGGGGGAGAAAAGAUCUAGAGGCGAAUGGAGGGGAAACAAGAUGAGGCAGCCUUAAGGGACCACGUGGUCUAGCUCCGUUGAAUUCCCAGAUCUCAAGGAGACGUGUUGUGGUCUGGGAUCAGGUGAUGUGUUAUGUCUCAUUUCAACGCCCUGCUUCUCGAUGACGACAGACAGCUUUGGGACGGCUCUGCAGGGUGCCCCAGGGUUUCCAGUACUGGAUACUGGUCUUUAAGACGCUGGAGCCCAUCCGGAUUCCCGUUGGUGGCUGGUACAGCCCACACUCUCCACUAAGGGACUCUCCACCGCAGCUGCGCAAGCCAAGCCCGGAGGCGCAAAGGCUGUGGGAGGGGCUAGACGUUCCCCGGGCUCCCGGGCCGGUCCUUGUGGGUGGGGCCCCGGCUGAGCCCAACUUUCCGGGUGGAGCGCAGCUUCGGUAGCGGCGGGGAGGGCGGGGCCGGGAGCGCGAAGCCGCGCGGGCGCGCUUGGGAGGGACUGGAGCCCCGCGCCCGAAGCUGCCAGAUCCGCCGCGGGAGUCGAGCCGCAGCCAGAGCAGCCAGAGCAGCCUGAGCAGCUGCAGCCAGUCCGAGCUCGCGGUUCCGCGUCCGCCGGCCUAUCGGCGUCUAUUCCCCGCACAGUAAGAGGCGAAGGGGGGCUGGGGGAGGGGGGCGGCGGCUGCGACCUCCGUUCCCAAGCUCGGAACACUAUCGGCUCUGUCUGGCCUGGUCACGGCCUGAGCACCAAACACGCAGAAGGUCGGGGUCAGUCAGUGUCUGACAGUCUGGGGACCAAAGAUGGAAAAAGACUAAACGGAUUCCGUGUAAAAGCAUCGUGUGAGCUCGGGGUGCGGAGGAGAGAGAAGACUUCCCCUGGUGCGGGAGGUGCCCGAGACUUACGCGGCCCGGGUGGGCACCAGCCACUCCGGCAUCUCAGCAGCCACGACCUUCUUCCCUGACGGAAUCAGAAUUAUCGGCUGGCUCAGGGUCUAGCACCUAAAACGGUGCCAUCUCCUGACUGAGGAAUCAGGACCUGGCUCAGCGAGUCCCUGGAAAGCCUGCCUCCUGCCCCAGCCCCACUGGUGCGGAUGUGCCGCUGCCCACUGGAGCACCAUGAAGGCAGGAUGACCUCAGCCGAAGCAGUAGCUGUGACUGGAAGUGCCCAGGAGCAUGGCCGCCCCAAGUGGCCUCCGGACAGCCCUCAAGUCCUUGGGCAGCCUGCUCCGGCGAGAGUGGUUGUAGCAGCACUAGUGUGGCUGUUGGCAGGAGCCAGCAUGUCAAGCCUCAACAAGUGGAUCUUCACAGUGCAUGGUUUCGGACGGCCCCUGCUACUGUCGGCACUGCACAUGCUGGCGGCUGCCCUGGCAUGUCACUGGGGGGCCCAGCGACCCAUGCCCCACAGCAUCCACCGCAGAGUACUGUUGCUCAGCCUCACUUUCGGUACCUCCAUGGCAUGCGGCAACGUGGGCCUGAGCACUGUACCCUUGGACCUAGCACAACUGGCCACCACCACCACACCACUGUUCACACUGGCCUUGUCUGCCUUGCUGCUCGGCCGAAGACACCAUCCCCUGCAGUUUGCUGCUAUGGGCCCGCUCUGCCUAGGGGCUGCAUGCAGUCUGGCUGGAGAGCUCCGGGCACCUCCAGCUGGUUGUGGCUUCUUGCUGGUGGCCACCUGUCUCCGAGGCUUCAAGUCUGUUCAACAGAGUGCUCUGCUGCAGGAAGAGAGGCUGGACGCAGUGACUCUGCUGUACGCCACUUCUUUGCCCAGUUUCUGCCUGCUGGUGGGCGCGGCACUGGUGCUGGAGGCUGGUUCCGCCCCUCCGCUGCCUCCCACAGACUCUCGCCUCUGGGCCUGUGUCCUGCUCAGCUGCUUCUUGUCUGUGGUCUACAACCUGGCAAGCUUCUCCUUGCUGGCACUCACAUCUGCCCUCACCGUCCACGUACUGGGCAACCUCACGGUUGUGGGCAACCUCGUCCUGUCCCGGCUCCUGUUUGGCAGCCACCUCAGCACACUCAGCUACCUGGGCAUUGCCCUGACCCUUUCAGGAAUGUUUCUUUAUCACAACUGUGAGUUGGUGGCCUCCUGGGCUAUCCGCCGGGGGUUGUGGAACAGGGACCAGCCUGGCAAAGGUCUUUGAGACCUGGGGGAAGCUCAUGAGCUAUCCCUGGACAGUCCCGGCCUGAAUCUAACCUUGGACAAUGGCCAUGAGGAAAGUGGAAAGGUGCUAUGUCUGCCAGGCCGGGGACAGAAGGGACCUUCUGGAAGGGCUGCCUGAGAGGCUACACCAGGGACUUUCAGAGAGACUCACCUCCUGUCCCUGCCUGCCUCACCUCUCACAGCAAAGCCUACCACUGGAUGGUGGGUCUAGGUCUGGCAUGUGUGCUUGUCAGAUGAAUUAGUGUCAACUACUAUGAUGAAGAUUGCUGGGCAGGCUUAGGAAACCUCAAAGUGUUAUGAUGAAGACAAUGCCUGGCAUUUGCACAAUCCUCCCUGGGGGGAGGGGGAAGGCUGUAUCACCAGAGCAGGCUCCUUCAUGGCUGGGCUCCCCUAAAGACGGGGUAGUCUGUGCCAACUUCAGGUGGCUACUGUGGCCUCAUUCUGGGGCCCCCCCCCCCCCAAUUUGGGUCUUCCAUCCCCAAUAAAGUAUUUUUUUUCUUG
Molecule: messenger RNA, 3066 nt
Organism: Arvicanthis niloticus (Nile rat)
Lineage: Eukaryota; Metazoa; Chordata; Mammalia; Rodentia; Muridae
Gene: Slc35e4
Product: solute carrier family 35 member E4
Source: RefSeq, a predicted model, not a curated record